Chelonoidis abingdonii (Abingdon island giant tortoise) is the source of this 2766-nucleotide messenger RNA. RefSeq names its product A-kinase anchor protein 17B. Gene Ontology annotation, molecular function: RNA binding. Lineage: Eukaryota; Metazoa; Chordata; Testudines; Testudinidae. The record is from RefSeq and is a predicted model, not a curated record.
UCCGCCCCGACCGGGGGGCGAACCCGGAAGUGCAUGUGGCCGAUGGGGGCAGGCGGAGCGGCGGCCUGAGGGGGUAUUGGACACAAUGACAAUCACUGUAGUGUAUGAUAACUCUGAAGCUAUGGAGCUCUGUGCUUCUCAGCAUCUGUAUCUUAAACCAGUAGCAAAACUGACUAUCAGUGUGAUGUUUCCAGAACACACAGAAUCUACCCGAUCUUUCUCUAAAUGGGAAGUGAUGGACAAGCUGAAGAACAUGAUUUGUCCAGACCAAUUUACUACUGUUAGGGUUUCAAAGAGCACUAAGGAUUUCAUUCGAUUUGAGGGAGAGGCAGAAACUAAAAGGUUGAUCCUCACACUUAAGGAAAAACUGCAUGGAAAGGUAAUAAAACUGAAUGGUUUUAAAGAUGACUUGAAGGUGAUGGCCACCGAGGCACAUGCUGACUUUCCAACUCCACAAGAGUGGGCAUCUUACCUGAAUAAAAGAGAGAUUACGAAUGAAGACCUUACUGAGCAAACCGCUGAUAUUCCUGAUUGCAUCUAUUUUGAAGGUUUGCCAUGCAAAUGGUUUGCACUAAAGGGCUCAAAUAGUGAAAAGCCGAGUGAAGAUGUUUUAAGAGUGGUGUUCGAAAGCUUUGGAAAGAUCAAGAACAUAGAUAUCCCUAUGCUUGACCCUUAUAGAGAAGAAAUGGUGGGAGGAAAUUUAAAUAACUUCCUUUUUGGAGGUCUACAGACAUUUGAAGCUUUUGUCCAGUACCAAGAGUACACGGCUUUUGUGAAAGCUAUGGAGUCACUUAGGGGAAUGAAGCUGAUGUUUAAAGGGGAUGAUGGAAAAGCUCUGGCAUGUAACAUGAAGGUGACUUUUGAUACAACCAAACAUUUCAGCAAAGGAGCUAUCAAAAAGAGAAGGCUGGAAAGACAAAAGCUGCAAGAGCUAGAGCAAGAAAGAAAAAGGGAAAAAAAGAGAGAGGAAGAGGAGGCUGCAAGAAAAAGACGUGAUGAUGAAAAAAUUGCUCGAGAAAGAAAAAGGAAGGCUAAGCUCAAGAGGAGAGAACACAGGCAGAUAGAUCGGGAUGAGAAACGCCCAAGAAAGCAACAGAAGGUAACAGCUGAAGAAGAGCAGUGGCCAGAGAAUAUGCCUGAAUGGGAAGAGAGGAAAUAUCUGCUAGCUCAGAGAAGAGUGGAGUCUAUAAGGCUGCUUACAGUGCUGUUAAGCCGAGUAAAAGAUUUUGCACAGUUGACCAGCCAAAAAGUGGAGCCCUUGCUGUACCCUGAAGAGAUAAGAAAGGAUUGCUUUCCUGAGACAGAGUUACGAAAUGCACAGACAGAGCAGAGAGAAUCCCGUUAUCUUCUACACAAAGAACUGAAGGAUAAGAAAAAAUUUAGCAAUCAGUUCUUCCAAACGGGUAACACCUCUUUUAGUGAGGAAGAGGUGCCAAGUAAUCUAACUGCAUCACCUUGUCAUCUUGUGAGAACGAUCUUAAAUGAUCCAACUGCAGCAAGCACUGGUAAAUUAACUGGCAGGGAUGCGUACAGUUCCUCUGGCUGUGAGUCUUUACAGAUUACAGUUACUCAAGACUGCAAGCUUAUAGAAUCCCGCGAGAGAGAAGACUGUCCUCCUUUUAAGACAGUGCACUCUGGAAAAGUGUCUGGUACAGGGUACUGCAAAAAGCAAAAGAUUUAUGAAACUGACGAGUUUAUACAUUAUUUAUUAAACUAUUAUCAAACUCCAAGCUACGCACGUGUCUGCCUAGAGCCAAAAAGCACUGUUAGCAAGUCUUGGUGGCAGAGGAUAGUGUCUGAUAAUGGGAAUGGCUUUCAGAUCAACUUGAAGAACAAAUAUGGGCGACGCUUUACAGAAGUGAGUUUUGUACAAAACCCUGACAAGGGAAAUUGUAGUGGGGAUGAUAAUUACAGAUGGGAGAUCAUGAUUCGGAAAUCUGAGCCUACAGAGAAUGUGUCAAAAAACAAGGCGUAUGCUGGAGGGUUUACAACAAAAUUCCAAGUACAGUGGAAUGAUUCACUUGAUAUCGCUAAUUUACCAUAUGCUGAAUUUAAUAAUUCUUCUUUUGGAGGCACUAAUACUAGUCAUGAUAAAGAAUCCAAAGACGACAAUAACAGAAGAGAAGUUGCCCCACCAUACACGUACAAAUUCAGGGAUUUAAUGGAAGAGAUCAGUAGUGAUUCUGAGUAUUUUAGUGAGGCAAAGAGAACAGAAAGACGAUAUAAAGAUGUUUACAGUGAUGGCAAUAAAGCAUGGUCCCUCCCAAGAGAGAUGGAGAGAAAAUUCUUUGUCUGUGUCAAAAACGUAGGUCAAAAUUAUCCAGAAGAUGAAUCCAGCAAAUGUAGUUUCUGUUCAAAUUCUACCCCUAGUGGUUUGACAAAGCAGUGUAGACAUAAGCUUAAAAAAUCGUACAAGAGGUGCAGUAGUAAAUUGAGACACGAAGGGCGAAAAAGUGAGUGUAAAUCCAAUGAAGAAGCGAUAAAUACCCACAAAAAGAAGAAAAAGAGAAAAAAGCCCUCCUCUAACAUUUUACCUGAUGAACAUGGCUUCUCUGAAAUGGAGAGUUGGAGACAGUUGGAAUCUCUAAAAAAGAUACAGAGAAAAUGUAGCAAAAUGUUCCACCAUAAGAUGAAAUUCAAAACACUUCAUGUGAUGGCAGCAGCUUCAAAGGAUGCCAUCCAUGCUGAUGCCUCUCUGCUUCAGAGAUCUCGCCAAAGGGCAGGUGAGGUGGGGGAAGUGAAAUAGAACCAAGAUGACACUCCUCA